AUGAAAUGCGAUAUUCAUUGUGCAACAAAAAUAUUAACAAUAGUUUGUGGAGGUUUGAUUAUCGCUCUUGCUAUAUCAAGAUUUACAAAUUUGUCUAUUGAACAUCCAUAAUAAUUUAUUCUUACAAUUCAUUAUUUGUAAAAAUUUGUUUAUUUAUAUUUAGAUGGAUGGGAGCAGUUUUAAUAUUAGCAGAGUUUCGUUUUGCAUAUAUUCAUUAAAAAUUCAAAGUUUUGACUAGUUAUUUUGGAAGAGGAUUGUAUUGUUUCUUGUAAAUCUGAAUUACUAAUCAAGUUUGGGUACUUUAAUGAUAUCAGCGUUUCCACCAUUGUAGAUUGCAACUGCCGUUGUAUUGUUUGUCGUUGGUGUAAUUUACAUAUUAAUGCAACUAUUUGUAUAAAAAGCAUAAUGUCAUUCAUUAGAGUAAAAAAUUUGGAUGGAGUGCAGAAGAAGCAAAGAAUCCUUAUUAAAUUCCUACUCAAAAUCAACCGAAUGCAUAUCAACCACCAUAUCAAUCAAAUGUUAAUUUUUAAUAAGGUGGACCUGCCUUAAAAUGAU
Paramecium pentaurelia is the source of this 555-nucleotide messenger RNA. The record is from the annotation of a GenBank genome assembly. NCBI's taxonomy places the organism in Eukaryota, Ciliophora, Oligohymenophorea, Peniculida, Parameciidae.